GCCUCCGUGCUAUUAGGUCAUAGUUCCAUACUUCUACAUCCAGAAUCUAAAGAGUGUUAUUCGGCCUCCGUGCUACCGGUCGGAAAUGGCGCUAGUGUUCUCCCCAAAGUCUAUAUUGUCAUGUUUCUAUCCCGCCAGGCUACACAACAACCACAACACUUUGUCCGCCAUUGUUGAAAGAAGGAACACCAUUAUCCAUGUUAGAGAACUCCCUCGGAGCUUGAAACUCGCAGUUAGAACUCACAGUUUCCCCCCAAUCGAUGAUGAAAACGGUUCGGAUUUCGAUUGGGGCGAAAUCGAGCUAGGAGAAGAGGAGGAGGAGGACGAGGAGUCGCCGUGGGAAGGCGCGGUGGUGUACGGAAGGAACCCCUCCGUCUCGCAUUUGGAGUACUGCACAACCCUAGAAAGGCUGGGUCUUGGGAAGCUCUCCACCGAGGUUUCCAGGUCCCGCGCUUCGCUGAUGGGAAUUAGGGUUACCAAAGAUGUCACGGAUUAUCCGGAAGGCACGCCGGUGCUCGUUUCCCUCGACACAACUAUUAAGCAGGGCAAAAUCAGGCUCGAUGGCAUCAUCCGGACCGUCAUUACUCUCGGUUGCAACAGGUGUGGCGAACCAGCUGCCGUAAGUGUUUUUUCCAACUUCUCUCUCUUGCUGAGUGAAGAACCGCCGGUUGAGGAACCGGAGACUCUAGACAUGGGCAUAAUUAUUGGAUCAAAGAAAUCCGGAUCUAUUGAAGAUAGAGAGGCCGACGAUUCUCUGAUCGAUAUUGAAGACCAACUUCACUUUCCUGCCGAAAAGAGAAGCAUUGACAUAUCGAAGCAUAUAAGAGACCGAGUGCACCUAGAAAUCACUCUGAAUGCCAUCUGUGAUCCCCAGUGCAAAGGCCUCUGCUUGAAAUGCGGCACUAAUCUCAACAUUCGCAGUUGCAAGUGCUGCGAUAAGCGAAACCCGGAGGGGAAAGGCUUUGGCGCACUCGGACAUUUGGCGAAAAAAAUGCAAAGGUAAUGAAUCCUCCUUUUUUUUUAAAAAAAAAAGGGAAACAUGUUCUUGGUGUAAAACAUUGCUGUUUUUGUCAUGCUGUACUGAUGGCAAAAAAGGUAAGGUGCCCUUUUCUUUCAUGACGAACAACAUGCUACUCCGGUACUGAUUUUACAAGGAUGGAAAAGAGUUAGUUGAGGGUGGUUAGAAGUUAGAAGUGGCACCCCAUGUGGUGAGAGUUAAAAAAAGGGAAGCAGUUAAUCCCCCAACAGAAAUGCAACCCAACUCAUUUAUGAGGCAUGGGCGGACGCGGGGAUAUGAUCUACUACUGCAGCAUCUUGGGAGGUAUCUUGGA
This is a messenger RNA of Cuscuta campestris, 1331 nucleotides long. NCBI's taxonomy places the organism in Eukaryota, Viridiplantae, Streptophyta, Magnoliopsida, Solanales, Convolvulaceae. The record is from the annotation of a GenBank genome assembly.